AUGUCCACGCAGCCCCAUCAAUUGGACACCUCGGUUUCGAGCUCGUCAAUGGUCGACUCGUCAUCGCGGCUCUCGAGCAGCCCGGAGUCAUCAUCCAGCUCACCGCUCGACUCGCUCGCGCAAACUCUCGGUUCGGUACUUCCUGGUCAAGACUCGUCCUCAUCCGAAGACCACGAUUCUGGACUCAACUCCAACGGUGAAUUGGAGCCUCAACGACGAUCAUCUCUGGGAGAGUCGGAUGAUGCUCUUCGCCUAUACCGCGUCGGGUGAGUAGCUGCUCUUCGUUCGGGCUCUGGGCGCAGGGGUCUAGUGCGCUAGGCGAGAGACAACCGUUUCUGACCACGUCAUCCUUCGUCCUCGCUUUCUUUUUAGUCUUCACCAUUACACCCGAGCUCAAUUUGCGGACUUCAAAAGGGAACUCGAGACUCGUUCGAGUUUAUCACGGUCAUCCGCUGUCGGCGGUCGCAAGUAA
Molecule: messenger RNA, 472 nt
Organism: Microbotryum saponariae
Lineage: Eukaryota; Fungi; Basidiomycota; Microbotryomycetes; Microbotryales; Microbotryaceae
Source: the annotation of a GenBank genome assembly